CCACCAAGCCUCUUCGACAAGCUCGGCUGUCGAGCACCUCGCGUGCACCGCGAUGCCGCCCACCAAGGCGCGCCGCCGCCGGCAGAGGCGCGGACCCAGGCGCGCCACUCGGUCCCAGCGCAGCUUGUGGAAGACACCGUCGGCGAGAUCCUCCUCCGGCUCCCACCCGACGACCCCGCGAGCCUCGUCCGCGCCUCCGCCGUCUGCAAGACCUGGCGCCGCGCCCUCGCCGACCCCUCCUUCCCUGCCCGCUACCGCGCGUUCCACCGGACGCCUCCCGUGCUCGGCGCCUUCUGGGGGGACGCGGUCUUCGUCCCCACCGCGUCGUUCCGCCCACCUGCCGCCGACCACAGCGGCUGCAAUGUGCUCGACUGCCACCACGCCCGCGUGCUCCUCGAGAACCUCGGCUCCGGGGGCCUCUCCGUUUGGGACCCUAUCACUGGCGACCUGCGCCGCCUCCCGGAGGCGCCCGACACCUUCUCGCUCGUCUGCAAUGGCGCGGUGCUCUGCGCCGCGACCGCCCGCUGCGAGUGCGACCACCUCGCCUGCCACGGGGGUGCCUUCCUCGUGGCCAGGAGCGGAUCCACAUGGGGGGCUAGAGGGAUUAAGCACCCAACCUCCCUAAUAUCCAUGGAUACCCCCGUAAGCCCCCUUUUUAUUAUUUGGAUGAAACAAUGA
Messenger RNA from Panicum virgatum (switchgrass), 678 nucleotides. RefSeq lists its product as uncharacterized. Gene Ontology annotation, molecular function: protein binding. The annotation marks the transcript as partial. The transcript is spliced from 2 exons. The record is from RefSeq and is a predicted model, not a curated record. Lineage: Eukaryota; Viridiplantae; Streptophyta; Magnoliopsida; Poales; Poaceae.